Bradysia coprophila is the source of this 1463-nucleotide messenger RNA. RefSeq names its product queuine tRNA-ribosyltransferase accessory subunit 2. NCBI's taxonomy places the organism in Eukaryota, Metazoa, Arthropoda, Insecta, Diptera, Sciaridae. The record is from RefSeq and is a predicted model, not a curated record.
UCACGUCAUACCAUAUGAUUUAAAUUGAUGACAGAGUGUUUGCGCGCACAUGGUGUAUGUUUAUGUUUACGUUCAUCGAAAUUAAAUUGCAAAUUUUGCUGCAAACCGACAUGAAAUUCGUGAUUGAGACUUUAACGAAAUGUUCGCCGCGACUGGGACACUUGCAGAAGAACGACAUCGUUCUCAAUUCACCGUUAUUGUUGCAUCACACUAAGUGUGCCAUCAUUCCAUUCCUAUCGCAAGAAGUGUUCUCCUACGUAACGACAGAGACACAGGCGUAUUCCAUUUGUCUCGACUCGACGAUUCAAAUGAACGACGCAUUGUCCGAAUACCGGAAAGGAAUUGCAUCGUUUUCCGGCAUCGGUUCGGAUGGCAUAACUUUCCUUACGAUCAGAAAUCCCAGUGAAGUUUACAAAACUUCGGACAUCGGUGAUCAGAAAGACAGUCUGUCGAUUUUUACGCGAACGGGUCGAAAAGCCAUUUCAGCUGAUCAGUACAUGGACUUAGUGGUUUCACAUCGGCCGGAUAUUUUCCAUGCUUUGUGUGACGGGGAUACGAAUGCAGAGUGUUCGAACAGGAGAACGAUUAAAUCGGCUGAAAGAACAAAGAAAUUUUUCCGACAUUGUCUCGAACGCUAUCGAACGUCGGAGACAUUGAAAGGUCAAUCACUGUUUGUAGCUCCCAUUGAAGGUGGCUACAGUUCAAAGCAUCGAGAAGAAUUCAUCAAGGACAUAUUGGUCCACAAUGCUGACAUCGAUGGCUACUUCUUGGAUGGCUUCCAUAGUAACGGAGUCACAGCGACUUCAUUACAAAUCGAUAGCAUCCAGGACAUUGUUCAGAAAUGUAACGAACUGCUUCCCGCGGAUAAAUUCAAAGUUAUGUUCGGUCCGUACAAUCCCGUUCUGAUGCUGCAACUCAUCCAAUUGGGGGUCGAUGUCUUUGAUAGUUCCUAUUGUUACCUAGCCACUACGCACAAAUGCGCGCUGACUUUCGGUUUUGAUGUGGAUGUCAAAGGAGAGCAUCGGGAAUUCGAUAUGGAUUUGAGUGACCCGAGCUAUAAGGAGGACUUUAACCCCAUACUACAGGGAUGCAAAUGUUUGUCGUGUGAAAAGCAUACCCGAGCUUACAUUCACCAUUUGAUCAACACAAAGGAACUGCUAUCGUCAAUACUGUUAACGAUCCACAAUACGCAUCAGUACAUGGAAUUCUUUAAAACCAUUCGACAAGCCGCUGUCGACGGCAACAUACCCGUUUUGAUUGACGUGGUCCGGACACAAUUCGAAAAGAGAUGCUUGCUGAACGAAAACAUGCAGAAACAGAUCGAGAACGAAAACAAGCAGAUCGAAUCGGAAAAAGGAAAGAGAAAAGUGAAAAAGUCGGUCGCUAGCGAUGAAACAGAGCGGAGCAUAGUGUGUGAAAAUUGAAUCGAAACGAAAUACAUAGGUGGCUCGUAGCGUAAAUGU